AUGCCGUCAUUGAACUGUAAGACCGUGAUAAAUUUGUUGCCGGCAGCGCCCUCUUGUUCGUUUUCUACUUCUUCUUCUUCUUCGUCUUUUCCACUGAAAUCGAUUAAUUUCAAGUCGGCGUCAAUCUUCGCAUCUGCCGGCGCAGCCAGAAGGGUCGUCAGCGCGUCGUCCUCUUAUUCGUUUGCCGCAGCUCCUCCGUUGACCACGGGCGAUGUCACAGCUGAUUCUGCCAUGGACGCGGUGCAGAGACGCCUGAUAUGUAUAUUGGUUGAUGAGAAUGACCGUGUUGUUGGCCAUGAUACCAAAUACAAUUGCCACUUGAUGGAAAAAAUCGAGUCGGAAAAUUUGCUGCACAGGGCUUUCAGUGUGUUUCUGUUUAACUCAAAAAACGAGUUAUUGCUUCAGCAAAGGUCUGCAACAAAGGUGACAUUUCCUAUGGUGUGGACAAACACAUGCUGCAGUCAUCCCCUAUACCGAGAGUCUGAGCUUAUUGAAGAAAAUGCUCUUGGGGUGAAAAAUGCUGCACAAAGGAAGCUUUUUGAUGAACUGGGUAUCCCUCCCGAAGACAUUCCAGUUGACCAGUUUAUUUUAUUAGGCCGUAUGUUGUACAAAGCGCCUUCUGAUGGGAAGUGCAUUCUGGCUCUGUGGCUUGAUUCUGAUAGAACAUUUGUCUUCUCUUAUGUGCAGUGGACUAUCUUCUGUUCGUCACACGUGAUGUUAGCGUUCAACCAAUACCCAGAUGAAAUGGCCGAUAUCAAAUAUGUGAAUCGUGAACAACUGAAAGAGCUUCUAAGGAAAGCAGAUGCUGGCGAUGAAGGCGUGAAGCUAUCCCCAUGGUUCAGAUUGGUUGUCGAUAAUUUCCUCUUCAAGUGGUGGGACCAUGUUGAGAAAGGGACUCUACACGAAGCAGCCGACAUGAAAACGAUUCACAGGCUCUAA
This is a messenger RNA of Striga hermonthica, 939 nucleotides long. Lineage: Eukaryota; Viridiplantae; Streptophyta; Magnoliopsida; Lamiales; Orobanchaceae. The record is from the annotation of a GenBank genome assembly.